Molecule: messenger RNA, 1577 nt
Organism: Enhydra lutris kenyoni (northern sea otter)
Lineage: Eukaryota; Metazoa; Chordata; Mammalia; Carnivora; Mustelidae
Product: neurotrimin
Exons: 9
Coding region: 1-1104 (367 amino acids)
Cellular component (GO): neuron projection
Source: RefSeq, a predicted model, not a curated record
AUGGGGGUCUGUGGGUACCUGUUCCUGCCCUGGAAGUGCCUCGUGGUCGUGUCUCUCAGGCUGCUGUUCCUUGUACCCACAGGAGUGCCGGUGCGCAGCGGAGAUGCCACCUUCCCCAAAGCUAUGGACAACGUGACGGUCCGGCAGGGGGAGAGCGCCACCCUCAGGUGCACAAUUGAUAACCGGGUCACCCGGGUGGCCUGGCUAAACCGUAGCACCAUCCUCUACGCUGGGAAUGACAAAUGGUGCCUAGACCCACGUGUGGUCCUCCUGAGCAACACCCAAACCCAGUACAGCAUCGAGAUCCAGAACGUGGAUGUAUAUGACGAGGGCCCGUAUACCUGCUCUGUGCAGACAGACAACCACCCAAAGACCUCCAGGGUCCACCUCAUUGUGCAAGUAUCUCCUAAAAUUGUGGAGAUUUCUUCAGAUAUCUCCAUUAAUGAAGGGAACAAUAUCAGUCUCACCUGCAUAGCAACGGGUAGACCAGAGCCUACGGUUACCUGGAGACACAUCUCCCCAAAAGCUGUGGGCUUUGUGAGUGAAGACGAGUACCUGGAAAUCCAGGGCAUCACACGGGAGCAGUCGGGGGACUAUGAGUGCAGUGCCUCCAAUGAUGUGGCCGCACCAGUGGUCCGGAGAGUAAAGGUCACCGUGAACUACCCGCCGCACAUUUCAGAAGCUAAGGGGACAGGCGUCCCCGUGGGACAGAAGGGAACACUGCAGUGUGAGGCCUCAGCUGUUCCCUCUGCAGAAUUCCAGUGGUACAAGGAUGACAAAAGACUGGUUGAAGGAAAGAAGGGGGUCAAAGUGGAAAACAGACCUUUUCUCUCAAAACUCAUCUUCUUCAAUGUCUCCGAGCAUGACUAUGGGAACUACACCUGUGUGGCCUCCAAUAAGCUGGGCCACACCAAUGCCAGCAUUACACUAUUUGAACUAAAUGAGCCUACAAGCUCAACUUUGUUGCAAGAAGUGAAAACUACAGCCCUGACCCCUUGGAAAGGCCCCGGCGCGGUCAGCGAAGUGAACAACGGGACGUCGAGGAGGGCAGGCUGCAUCUGGCUGCUACCUCUUCUGGUCCUGCACCUGCUCCUCAAGUUUUGAUGUGAGUGCCACUUCCCCCACUGAGGAGAAGCUGCUGCCACAGCAACCGCCCACCACAGCAAUGGCAACUCCGACAGCAACGAGAGCACCCCUGUUUCUUAUGAGCUAGAAUCAAAUGAAAUUCCGAGACACAGAGCCUCAUGGGACACAAAUUCGAGGGAGGGAACAAAGAAUACUUUGGGAAAACAUGUUUCAAAGGGAAAUUGAAAAUCGCCUUGCAGGCCUUGCAGAUCCGUAGGCACAGCUGAGUUUUCUUUCUUUGCCCAAACGGAAAGAACGCACACCUGACUUGGGACCCACCCGCAGCUGCAUUGUGACCUGUUUGUGCUCAGGGUGGGCCGGGCUCAGCCACUCUGCCCACUAACUUGCCCCCGGCAAGGAAAAUUCUGGAGUCGGCCAUCCCAAAUUCAGUAGAGACGAACACAGAAUGAGUUGUGCAGGCCCAGAUGUGCCACUGUGGCCCCUUUCAGAGA